AUGGCGCUGGGGGGCCCUUUCCUUAACGGUGCCACCAGCUCGCAGCUCACCAUCAACACGGCCAUCGUGUACAUGCACCGCUUCUACAUGGUGCAGUCCUUCACGCAGUUCCACCGCAACUCGGUGGCGCCGGCCGCUCUCUUCCUGGCAGCCAAGGUGGAGGAGCAGCCUCGGAAGCUGGAGCACGUCAUCAAGGUGGCCCACGCGUGUCUGCACCCGCUGGAGACGCUGCUGGACACGCGGAGCGAGGCUUACCUGCAGCAAGCCCAGGACCUGGUCAUUCUAGAGAGCAUCAUCCUGCAGACCCUGGGCUUUGAGAUCACCAUUGACCACCCGCACACCCACGUGGUGAAGUGCACGCAGCUCGUGCGAGCCAGCAAGGACUUGGCACAAACUUCCUAUUUCAUGGCUACUAACAGCCUGCACCUGACCACCUUCAGCCUGCAGUACACGCCUCCCGUGGUGGCCUGCGUCUGUAUCCACCUGGCUUGUAAGUGGUCCAACUGGGAGAUCCCAGUCUCCACGGACGGGAAGCACUGGUGGGAAUACGUUGAUGGCACUGUAACUCUGGAGCUCUUAGAUGAACUGACCCAUGAAUUCCUGCAGAUCCUUGAGAAAACUCCCAACCGGCUCAAGCGGAUCCGGAACUGGCGGGCUUCUCAAGCAGCCCAGAAGUCGAAGGCUGACGAGCACGGCGAGGACGAGAGCCUCUCGGAGCAGACCAUCCUCAACAUGAUCUCCAGGAACAACAGCUCCGACAUGAACAUCGCGGGUCUCAUGAGCAUGUCCACGUCCUCGCAGGACGGCGCCGGGUACCCGAAGCCGAGCGGCAAGAACGCGCCGGCGGCCAAGGUCUCGCUCAAGGAGUACCGGGCCAAGCACGCCGAGGAGCUGGCGGCGCAGAAGCGCCAGCUGGAGAACAUGGAGGCCAACGUGCGCUCGCAGUACGCGUACGCGGCGCAGAACCUGCUGGUGCAGCAGCAGCGCGAGAGGGAGGUGCAGCAGGACAGCAACCCCUCCGCCAUCAUCCUGAAAAUCCCCAUGGGCGGCCCAGAGAGCGCCGAGCGCCCCGUCCCCGACAAGGGCGACAAGGCCUCGGCUCUGAAGCUGAGGAUCCCGGUGGCCGGCGGCGCUGCGGAGAGGCCGCUCUCCUCCAAGCAGGACGAGAUAAAGAUGCGGAUCAAGGUGCCGACCGGGGCGGAGCGGCACGGCUCCUCGGACGAGAGCGGCAGCAAAGCCCGCGAGCACAAGGAGAAGCACAAGGGCCACUCGUCCAACCACCUCCACCACCACCACAACCCCGCCGCGCUCUCCCUGCCGCCCGCCAAGGGCCGGGCCGCCCACGGCAAACUGGACAAGGGCCCCGCGGGGGCCAACGGGCACAACGCGAGCCAGGCCAGUGACUACCAGGACACGGUGAACAUGUUGCACUCGCUGCUGAGCGCGCAGGGCAUGCAGCCCAGCGCCGGCCCGGCCUUCGAGUUCCACUCCUACGGCGAGUACUUGAACCCCCGGGCGGCCGCGGGCUCCCGCAGCGCCAACACGGACAAACCCCGGCCGCCCCCGCUGCCCUCGGAACCGCCGCCGCCGCUGCCCCCGCUCCCCAAGUAACAGCCCUUUUUACUACUGAGUUUGUACAGCCGAGCCU
Molecule: messenger RNA, 1648 nt
Organism: Tinamus guttatus (white-throated tinamou)
Lineage: Eukaryota; Metazoa; Chordata; Aves; Tinamiformes; Tinamidae
Source: RefSeq, a predicted model, not a curated record